AUGACGGAUAUCAUGGAAAAGCCUAUACAACGUCGCUCCGAGACGUCGAACUCCUCCUAUGCAACUCGACCCAACGAUGUCUCUGCCAUGCGUGUCGUUGACUUCGCUGACUGUGGCCAGUGCUCUCAGUACCCCAAUCGGUGGUCAAAAAUCAGAGAGCAUAUCAGCGCACCUGCGGCCGAGUUCAUGGGUGCCUUCAUUCUAUGCUUGCUUGGGUGUGGUGGGAAUUGCCAGGCGAAUCUUUCCUCCAAUACAAAGGUAUCUGCAAGCCCAGCGGGGGACGCUGUCACGUCCAACCUCUCUUGGGCCAUCGGACUGGCCCUUGGUGUAUGGAUCUCUGGCAACUACUCAGGUGGUCAUUUGAACCCUGCAGUCACCAUAGCGUUUGCUACUGUCCGCGGGUUCCCCUGGAAGAAAGUUCCCUUGUACCUGCUUGCGCAACUCCUGGGAGCCUUAUGCGGAGCAGGUGUAGUCUAUGCCACUUACUUCCAUGCGAUCAGCAUCGUCGAAGGGGGUUCCGAUAUUCGUACAGUUGCAGUAACUGGUAACCUUUUUGGGACCUACGCAGCCGAUUACCUCACUUCAGUCUCCGCCUUCUUCGCUGAGUUUGUAGGGUCUGCCAUGCUCAUCACCGGAAUUUUCAUGUUCACGGAUAAAAAAAAUGGCCCUGCGCCUCCUGGUGUUGUUCCUGUUGGAAUAUUUUUCGUACUCCUUGGCAUCAGUUCGGCUCUUGGCAUGAAUACUGGAGCAGCCCUUAACCCUGCUCGUGAUCUGGGUCCCCGUAUCCUUACCGCCAUGGUUGGAUAUGGUAGUGAAGUCUUCAACUUCAGGAACCAGUAUUGGCUCUGGUGCCCUAUCCUUGGCCCGAUCUUUGGUAUGAUUGUGGCUGCAUUCUUCUACGAUGCCAUGCUGUACAGGGGUUCCGAAAGUAUAACGAACAAGCCGACGGAAGAGGCUGAAAGGCAUCACCUACACUCAUGCGGUCACCGAACCAAACUUAAUGGGGCUUCUGAAACGGUUUGA
Suillus clintonianus is the source of this 1023-nucleotide messenger RNA. RefSeq names its product major intrinsic protein superfamily membrane channel protein. Bases 1 to 1023 code for a protein of 340 amino acids. Gene Ontology annotation, molecular function: glycerol channel activity; water channel activity. The transcript is spliced from 8 exons. Lineage: Eukaryota; Fungi; Basidiomycota; Agaricomycetes; Boletales; Suillaceae. The record is from RefSeq and is a predicted model, not a curated record. Gene Ontology annotation, cellular component: plasma membrane. Gene Ontology annotation, biological process: water transport; glycerol transmembrane transport.